This is a messenger RNA of Caenorhabditis auriculariae, 291 nucleotides long. Lineage: Eukaryota; Metazoa; Nematoda; Chromadorea; Rhabditida; Rhabditidae. The record is from the annotation of a GenBank genome assembly.
AUGGAACCAAAACCAGAGAAGCACAGGCCUUCGGCAAUUAUCCCAAACCAGAGACCUCGAAAAGCAUAUCAGCCGCGGCAAAAACAAUGGGCAGGACACGUCAUCAGAAGAACAGACGACCGUUGGAGCACGAGAGUAACAUCUUGGAUUCGCAGAAACACGAGGCGCACCCGUGGACGACCAGCGACCCGAUGGGUUGACCACUUCAAGAAGAACAUCAGCCGUCAUGGACGCCACUGGAUGACCGUCGCCAGAGACCGGGAUGCAUGGAGGACGUGUGGUUCGCGCUGA